CUUUUUGUCUGGGAUUAUGCCGUUUUCUCGAAAUUGGACAUGCCCUGAUAUUAAUAGAUAUCAUCACUAGAGCCAUUGCUGGUGGGAAACCAAAACCCGCCUUCUCCCCACAGACUCGGCGAUAGCGAUUGCACGCGACACAGCUUCGCUCUCCAAGUCCCCCUGCUCUGCGCAAUUGCUCUAUGAAACUCGCCAAAAUGGAGGCCCUCUUUUCAAUUCCGAUGCUAUCGCUAUUCCUCGUUCCCGUCCUGUCAUCGUACAGCACCAGCCUGAACCUACUUUUUCUACAUGACAUGGACGACCCUGGUACUGUCGCAUCCCCCACUCCGAGUGGAACUAUUCGGCACAGCCGCUGUGCGCUUAUUAUUCUAUGCGCUACCAUCUAUCAUCUUCUUCGCCUUCGAUGUCCUAACCCCGUCGGCUGCGGUGGUCCUCAAGGCGCAAGGCGAAACCGGACUGCCUAGCGGAAAGAAGAACGGCAAGAUCCGAACCCGGGAAUUCAAGAUUGCCGGAUGGGCGCUGUUGAAUAUAUGCUUGGGCAUCGCUGCACAGGCAGCCAUCGAGUCGCUGCUUGUAAAGGGCUUGGGCGUGCGCAGUGCGAUCAAGGUGUCGCUGAAGCUUCCUAUGCCAUAUGAGAUGUUCAAGGAUAUGGUCCGGGGAAUGCUGGGAAGAGAGAUUCUUAGUUACGUCCUCCACCGCUACGUCCUCCACUCGAAGAACUCAAAAAAUCCCCUUGCCAAAUAUCACCAGACUUGGUAUCAUGCGCUGAAGGCUCCUUUCCCUUUAACUGCGCACUAUGACCACCCGCUCACCUACAUCAUAUCCACGUUCAUCCCGACCUACCUGCCUGCUAUGCUCUUCCGCUUCCAUAUGCUUACAUAUCUUUUGUACCUGUCCAUUAUCUCCAUUGAGGAGACCUUUGUUUAUUCCGGGUAUACUAUUAUGCCGACCAGCUUCUUUUUGGGUGGCAUUGCUCGCCGCACGGAUAUGCAUCUGUUGUUGGGUGCGGAGGGUAAUUUCGGACCGUGGGGGAUUUUGGAUUGGGUUUUUGGAACUACUGUUGGGGAUACGGAUUUAGAGGAUGAUAUUAUGGAUGAGCUUGAGGAGCAUGAGAUCGAGGAUAAAAUGAGGAGAGCUGUUCAGUCUUCGAAGCGGAAGAUUAAGGCUGGGGCUUCGGGGAGGCGGAGACGACGCGAUGAGUAAUGAGUUCAUGGGCAACGAUUGAAUUUAUAAUUCAGAGCUGCUCCUUUUGGAAUGAUUUUGGUG
Messenger RNA from Penicillium canescens, 1266 nucleotides. RefSeq names its product sterol desaturase family protein. The transcript has 2 exons. Gene Ontology annotation, biological process: ergosterol biosynthetic process. The record is from RefSeq and is a predicted model, not a curated record. NCBI's taxonomy places the organism in Eukaryota, Fungi, Ascomycota, Eurotiomycetes, Eurotiales, Aspergillaceae. Gene Ontology annotation, molecular function: iron ion binding; C-4 methylsterol oxidase activity. The coding region runs from base 289 to 1203 and encodes 304 amino acids.